AUGGUACUCUGGACCAGACCGUGGGGGGCAUGCGUGUGGUUCCAGACUCUGCUGGCCUUUGCCCUGGCCAACUGUCCUUCACUGGCCCCAAUUGUAAACUUCUCUGUGGUCUACCACAAUGCCCUUCUCCAGGCCGGGGGUCUCCAGAAUAUAGUCAACAACUCAUUUUACCAGGAAGUGUAUGUGGGUUCUAAGAAUGUGAUUGAAGCUGUCAAUAGAAGCCUGGAGAAGUGGGAGCUCCGUACUGGGCCCGUGGGAAGCCCAGAGUGUCACAUAUGCAAUUUAUGUGAUGACAAAAAUUACAACUUUCCAGAGGACACAAACACUCAGGUCUUGCUGUUGGAUACACUAUUUAUGUAUAUAUAUUCUUGUGGAAGUUCUCAGUAUGGUGUAUGCUAUUUCCACCACUGAACCCCAAAUGGAGAGCCACCCUCGCUUUCAAAGUGUUUGUUCCGAAAGGAUUCAAACUCUGCUGCUUACUGUCCUGACUGUCUGGCUAGCCCUCUUGGAACAAAAGUCACAAUGGUAGAGGAGGGUCAGACUGUUUAUUUUUUUGUUGCUGCCACUGUUAAUGACAGUGUCACUCAGCGUUACGGUAGGAAGUCUUUAUCAGUUCGCCGACCACUUGCUACAGAAGAUGGUUUCUUCAGUGAUGUGCGUGGUCUGACUGUCCUUCCCAGCCUGCGGAGGACAUACCAUAUUGAAUAUGUCUACAGCUUCUUCACUCAGGAGUUUGUGUACUUCCUUUCAGUCCAGAGAGAGAGCCCAGAUCAGGACUCAUCACCAUUUCAAACUCGUCUUGGACGUCUCCCGAGGAAUGAAUGGGAAAUGAAGAGGUAUCGCGAGUUGAUCUUGGAGUGUCGCUUUGAACCAAAACGCAGAAGGAGGAACGUAGCCAGUGAACCUUAUAAGGAUAUUGUGUACAAUGUGGUCCAGGCAGCCCAUUUUGGCAGGGCUGGGAGGGAGCUGGCAGAGGAGUUAGGGGCAGAGGAGGAGGAUGAGAUCCUUUAUGGGGUUUUUGCUGUUACUGAUGACAGCGGAGUCACGGAGCAUGACUCUGCCCUGUGCGCCUUCCCCAUGGACAAUGUGAACACAAUUGCUGAUGGGGUGGAUGACUGUUGUGAGUCUGGACCUGAGCAGCUCUCCAGAGGGCUCUGUCAUUUCCAACCUUGUAGAGUUUGCCCUUUUCAGAGCAUGGAGAACAAUGCCACAUGCAGAGACCAUCCUACCAUGGUGUCAAAGCCCUACUACAGAGUGGACCUGUUCAACAGGAAGAUGACAAAUGUUCUGCUCACAUCUCUCCUGGUCACAACUAUAGAGAACAAGACCGUUGCCCACAUUGGUACCUCGACUGGACGUCUGCUUCAGCUUGUAUUGACAAGAUCCAGCCCUGUCAUCUUUGCCAAUUACUCUUUGGUAGAAAACCAGAGGGUCUCCUCCACUGCUGCUGUGUAUUCUUCAGAGUAUCUUCUCUUUGUGGUUGGAGACAAGAUGAUCCAAGUGCCCCAAAGAGGGCCAGGCUGUCAACACUUCCUGACUUGUGCCAUGUGCUUGACGGCCCCAAAGUUCAUGGGCUGUGGCUGGUGCUCUGGAGUUUGCUCGUGGGAGAGCGAGUGCUACAGUCGUUGGAGGAAUGAGUCCUGCCCACCUGGUAUUUCUGGGUUCUUUCCACGGACUGCUCCCCCUGAUGGUCAGACAGAGCUGACAUUGUGCGGAUGGGAGUUCCAGUCACCUUUAAGACCUGCUAUCACCUCCAGAACCCACCAGGUCCGACUAGGACAGAGUUCCUGCACUGUGAUUCCAGCCAAAAGCAACAACACGCACUUAGUGUGUAAGAUUCGCUCUGGGGCUACUGAGCUGUCCAAACCUGUCAACAUUACAGUGGAAGUAUAUGAGGGCAAAGUGGAGGGACGCUACUCUAUUGAUGGAAAGGCAGAAAUGCCAGGGUUUACAUUUGUGGUUCCCAACAUCACAGAAAUCCAGCCCAACUACGGCCCUCGUGAUGGGGGAACACUUAUCACCGUGACUGGGCCUCACCUGGAUGCUGGAAAGACCAGGAAAGUCACUCUUAAUGAUGUUCUCUGCCCUAUAAAGAGGAUCGCAGUACUUAAAGGCAACAUGUCCUCCAUAAUCUGUUUGUCUCAGAGCAUCUCAGAGGUGAGGGACGUUCCUCUGAGCGUGUUCAUCGACAAGUCUCCUGUUAUCACAACAAAGGUGUUUUACUACAAGGAAAACCCGAAGAUUACAGCCGUCCGGCCUGACUGCAGCUUUGACAGAGGUUCAAAGAUAGUGAUUGAAGGGGAGAACCUGGAUUCUGUUUACCGAACCAUCAUCCGCUUUAAACCCAACGAGAGCCACUUGAAACCUGUGACAAGGGAGUGCCUCGGCAAGUCCUUGCCCACACGGAUGGAAUGCAUCACCCCUGUUUUCCCCAGGGAUGAGACCGAGGAAGGAUUGCUAUCUUUUGAUAUGGAUGGAGCACUGAGGUUAUGGAACAAAGAAUUCUCCUAUCACCCCUAUGGCGAGCCGAUACCUUUUGAAACGGAAGGACACGUGCUAAGUUUGUACCCUGGGUUUGAUGAGGUGUCGCUACAUCACCAAAAGCUGAACCUGGUGAGCUCUUGCAUGACCAUUAUUAUGACGGUGGCAGGUGUUGAUUGUGAUGCUAAAGUCCUGGAUAAUGAGAUAACCUGCAGGAUCCCCAAAAACAUGACCAUUCCUAGUGAGGGACUCCCAGUGAAGAUCUCAAUCAACGGGCAGGUUCACAAUGUUGGCACAGUGGUGAGGGUCAGCAACCAUUACAUGGUGGGGAUUGUUCUGGGGAUCCUGGCAGCUCUGGUGGCUGGAGCGGUGCUGGCCUUUGUUGUCAUGAAACACUUAAGGAAGAAGAAGAAAGCCUCCACGGGAGAGUCGUAUUUGACCCACAACACUAACCGCAGUUGUGCAAAUAAUGUGGAGAUGUCGCCUGCUGGAGACUACAGAAGAGUAGUAUCACUAAGUCCUCCCGCUCCCUUGGUGGGACCAGUAGGAUUCCCAAGCCUGGCUUAUGCUGGAGGUCACAUAGAUCCUACCCUCACUCCCCUCCUUCCUCCAGAAAAGAUCCCUAUUACCAGUUUUAGGCUGGAGCUGCUGGAAGAGGUGAAGGAUGUUCUUAUUCCUGCUGAGAUGCUUGUUGUCCAGAAACAUCAGAUCAUAGGAAAGGGCCAUUUUGGAACUGUCUAUCACGGCUACUUCACCGACUCCAACAACAGAGAAAUCCACUGUGCUGUUAAGUCUUUGAAUAGGAUAACGGAUGUUGAAGAGGUGGAGCAGUUUCUGAAGGAAGGUAUCAUAAUGAAGGGCUUCCACCACAGCAAUGUGCUCUCUCUGUUGGGCAUCCUCCUGCCACAGGAAGGGCUCCCUCUAGUGGUGCUCCCAUACAUGAAACACGGGGACCUGCGGCACUUUAUACGCUGCGAGAAGAGGAACCCCACUGUAAAGGAUCUGAUAGGCUUUGGGCUGCAAGUUGCCAAGGGCAUGGAGUAUUUGGCUCAAAAGAAGUUUGUGCACAGAGAUCUCGCAGCACGCAACUGCAUGCUGGAUGAGCUGUACACAGUGAAGGUGGCCGACUUUGGCAUGGCCAGAGAUGUUUUUGAUAAGGAAUAUUACAGCGUUCAGGACCACAGGAAGGCUAAACUGCCUGUCAAGUGGAUGGCCAUUGAGAGUCUGCAAACACAAAAGUUUACCUCCAAGUCAGACGUGUGGUCCUUUGGUGUUCUGAUGUGGGAGAUGCUGACCAGGGGAGCAAGCCCCUACCCAGAGGUGGACCCGUAUGACAUAACACAUUACUUACUGAAGGGCAGGAGGCUUCCUCAGCCCCAGUACUGCCCUGACCUUUUGUAUAGCAUUAUGCUCCAGUGCUGGGACCCUGAUCCAGAGUUGAGACCCAGCUUUGCUACGCUGGUGUCAGCUGUCUCCACCAUACUUUCAGGCCUGGAAGGAGAACACUACAUCAGUCUGAAUGUCACCUACGUCAACCUGGACCAGCCUCGUCCCUAUCCCGCCCUGACAGAAUCCGCCGAUGAGUAUGACUCCACAGAUGUUGAAGACUCAGGCUCACUGUCUUCCUGAUCCACCUCUCCUCCUCUCUCUGCUUUAAACUGUUGCUGGUGCUAAUAGCGAGCGCACAAAAAACAAAAAACAAACAAACUCCUGCCUCGUCAACCAGGGUCUUUUACCUCAGUGGAUGUGAAGCAGAAAUACUCUUUCUCAUUGGAGUGGGAUGAGUAUUUGGAACAAGUAAGAAGGUCCAAUGGCGGACCUCACAUUUGGGUGAGACCAAGGUCUGUGAGCCAAAGAGUGUGGAAAAAAAAUAGUCAAAUAUUCUUCAUUAUAGUGCAUUAGGUGUGUAAAAAAGUACCUUAAAUUACACCUACGAUUGUACAGGCACUACGGCUCACAGAUGCUGGGUGCUGAAGAAGAAAAUGUGCUUUUUGGAGAGGGAGGCAUUGAUGAGAGGGGAACUGAAGUGCUUAUUUCUGACAGUGGAUUACGGGGCUAGUACUGCAUUAGUUCUGCAUUGGUGCUGCACAGAGCUUUGCAGAUGCAUAUUUUGUUGCUGUGUGCCACCACAUGGGUGCAAAGAUAUUUGGAACAACCUGUAAUAUAGGCUAUUCUUAUUCACGUUCGUGUUGUUAAUGCUUUAGCUUUAAUGGAAGAGACCAGAUUAACAGUGGAGAAGGAAAUGUCUUCUGCAGCCUUCUCUCAGCCUUAUUGCCUGAGUUUCUUUAAUUUCUAGUGUUUUUUUGUUUGUUUUCUUUUGCUUCUUCCUUCCAGUUGAAGCCAACUUUUCAACCACUCAUCAUUCGACAUAUGGGAAGCACUGGCUGCUGCUUACAGGGAGCGUGCUGUUAGUUUGUUAGAGGAUUGUAGAGGAUUGUCUUUGUAGCCUCUGCGUUGGUUGAAUUCCUGUAAUAAUUCUCUGCAAAGCUUUCAGAUAUAGAAUAUCUGAAAUAGAAAUAUCCAGUCCUAUAUAUCUAAUAUAAAGGACUGAACAAGGCUCUUAGACCCUGGCCUCCAUAGAUGGAUCCAACUGAUGAAGCACUCUGUCAUAUUAUCAGUAAAUUUCAGACCUUAUAAAUGAGUCAUCUUACAGUUAGGUUUUAGAUAUUUAGUAUUUUAUUUUUUCAAUGAUAACAGAUAAUACACUGUAUUGGCAAAAGGAUUUGCUCGUCUGCCUUCACACACAUGUGAAUUAAAUGAGGUUCCAUUCUUAAUCCAUAGGGUUUAAUUUGAUGUCAGCCCACCCUUUGCAGCUGUAACAGCUUCAGCUCUUCUGGGAAGGCUUUGCAUAAGUUUUAGGAGUGUUUAUGGGAAUUUUUGACCAUUCUUCCAGAAGCACAUUUGUGAGGUCAGAGACUGAUGUUGGAUGGGAAGACUUUGUUCACAGUCUCCGCUCUAAUUCAGAGAGACUGAUAAAGUCAUACAGAAAAUGAUUACUUCAAGUUAUUGCUGAUAAAGGUGGUACUAGAAGCUACUGAAUCAUGUGGUGUACUUAGUUUUUCACACACUGCUUCUGCAUUUUGGCUUAGUUUGUGUUAAAUAAAUGAUGACGCCUUGUAUUAUGUCAUCUGUUCUUGUUUAUCUGAGGUUGUAUUUAUCUAAUUUUAAGACCUGCUAAGGACUAGGUAAUUUUUGUAGUGUCCUGAUGCAUAAAAACCUUUGAAUUAACAGAGGGUGUACUUUCUUUUUACCAUUCCUGUACAUCUGUUAGAAGCUAAUAUACUACACAGGCUCGUUAAGUCAGCCUUCAUAUUAGCUAGCUAGCUACCAGUUACAUAAAACAGUUUGGUCAGUUUAGUCAAAGUGUUUCCAAGCUAAGGAUUCUUUAAACAAAACAAAACAAAACAAAACACAGUUUAGGGCUAAAAGGGUAAUUAGCUGUCACUCGUUGAAUGUCAUCACAUUUUUUCCUCCCGUAACUCCUAUUAGGGAACAACACACUAGAACAACCCACAGCAGUGUAGCCCAUAUCCAUAUUAAUAGUAAGACAUUCCCAUAUUUGCUUUUUAAUUCUUUUGCUGUAUAACGAUUCCUCUGCUUAUUUUGUAUCAAACCAAUAAAGUCUAAACAUCAACCACAAUUCUUUGAAGGAAAUCUGACAUCACCCCAUUGCUUUUCU
This is a messenger RNA of Archocentrus centrarchus (flier cichlid), 6160 nucleotides long. It is a transcript of the gene mst1rb, whose product is annotated as macrophage stimulating 1 receptor b. Gene Ontology annotation, biological process: phagocytosis; protein phosphorylation; cell surface receptor protein tyrosine kinase signaling pathway. The record is from RefSeq and is a predicted model, not a curated record. Gene Ontology annotation, cellular component: plasma membrane; signaling receptor complex. Gene Ontology annotation, molecular function: ATP binding; transmembrane receptor protein tyrosine kinase activity; protein binding. NCBI's taxonomy places the organism in Eukaryota, Metazoa, Chordata, Actinopteri, Cichliformes, Cichlidae.